This is a messenger RNA of Anolis sagrei ordinatus, 1303 nucleotides long. RefSeq names its product di-N-acetylchitobiase-like. Gene Ontology annotation, molecular function: chitinase activity; chitin binding. Gene Ontology annotation, biological process: chitin catabolic process; oligosaccharide catabolic process. The record is from RefSeq and is a predicted model, not a curated record. NCBI's taxonomy places the organism in Eukaryota, Metazoa, Chordata, Lepidosauria, Squamata, Anolidae.
UAUUCAAGACAGUGGACUCAUGAAAAUGUUAGCGAUAGAGUGCUAUGUUUCCCUGCUGUGCAUCUGCAGGUCUUUGUAUUUGAUGUUGGUGGGAAGACCUGGAAAUUCUAUGACUGGUCACAGAUUACAACGGUGGCAACUUUUGGAAACUAUGAUCCUGAGCUCAUGUGUUACGCUCAUUCCAAAGGAGCCAGGGUAGUUUUAAAGGGUGACAUACCUAUGAAGGAAAUUGUUUCUCCAGCAGUCCGAGCUGCCUGGAUAAAGCAAAAGACAGACCUUGCCAAAAAGCAGCAUAUGGAUGGGAUCAACAUGGACAUUGAACAGAAGGUGAAAAGAAAGUCACCUGAAUACUAUGCAUUGACAACUUUGGUUAAGGAAACAACAGAAGCUUUUCACAAAGAGAUUCCAGGGUCACAGGUAACUUUUGAUGUAGCCUGGUCCCCAAAAUGUACAACCUACUUUAGAUGCUACAACUACUCUGGGAUUGCUGAUUUUUGUGACUUUAUGUUUGUAAUGUCUUAUGAUGAAGGGAGUCAAGGAUGGUCGAAAUGCAUAGCAAGAGCCAAUGCGCCUUAUAAACAGACUAUAUCUGGAUAUGACAAUUACAUUCACAUGGGCAUCAGUCCAAAGAAGCUUGUGAUGGGUGUUCCAUGGUAUGGCUAUGAUUAUACGUGUCUAGGCUUAUCUAAGGCUCAUGUUUGCUCCUUGGUAAAAAUCCCUUUUCAGUGGCUUCCAUGCAGUGAGGCAAAUAGACAUCAAGUCUCAUAUAGAAUAAUAAUGAAUUGGAAAAAUAAUUCUCUUUCUGGGAUCCUGUGGGAUGAAAAACAGAACUCUCCCUAUUUAGAAUAUAAGGACUCAAAUGGCACUUUUCAUCAAGUUUGGUUUGAUGAUCCCAGGAGCAUUUCUCAGAAAGCAGCCUAUGUGAAAGAACAUGGUUUAAGGGGUAUUGGUAUGUGGCAUGCAAACUGUCUUGACUACUCCAGAAGCUCUGUGGCACAAGAACAAACAAAAGCAAUGUGGGAGGCCUUGAAGCCAAAUCAAGUUAUAGGAAAGUAGAUUUAGAGUUCAGACAGCCAUGAAUGACUUAUUGUCUUAUUGGGCAGAGAGUAGAGGUGUAUGUUGUCCUUUUUUCACUACUGUGAUGUCACUUAAAAUGAUAUACCAUAUACUACUAUUAUACUAUUAUUCUAAUUGAGCCUGUUAUUUAUUUUUCUAUAAUAAAGCAAUCUGUUUGUUAUCUUAAAACCUAUGGAAGAAAACUAAUAUGGUAACAGAAAUAACAAAUAAACAUGUCACAAGUACA